Molecule: messenger RNA, 2289 nt
Organism: Protopolystoma xenopodis
Lineage: Eukaryota; Metazoa; Platyhelminthes; Monogenea; Polystomatidea; Polystomatidae
Source: the annotation of a GenBank genome assembly
AUGCAAGCUUCUUGUCACCAACAGCACAGAGCUUUCAGCGGAUUCGAGUGGGCGCAGAGCGCCAUCGUCUCUUGGCAUAAUCCUGACCCUUCUCUGCCCCUUUUCGAGUUAACUCUAGCCCCUGGAUUCAUUCUUGGCAAAGGCAAACUCAAAGAACCUAGCCCUUCUUGUGUCCACUGCGAGAGCAGUCAUGAUAAUGUCCUGCGUCCUAUUGUGGACUUGGUACACGAAAUGAGGUAUCGUGAUUACUCUGGAGGUGGACGCCGAAAAUGGCAGCCAGUUGUCUAUCGGUUUUCGCAGCACUCUGAGCCUCAUGGUUUCUCAAAUUUCCACCGAACGGACGACUCCGCAUCGUAUGCCUUCUGCCUACCCCACCGUGGAGAAGCACAAGUGGGUCAGGCCCCUUCUCCUCUUCAAACCGUUUCGGCUUCGGCACCAUCGGCGUCACCGUCGCCGUCGCCCUUGGCCCGUUCAACUCUGAUUCAUCUUCCGGUCCACUUUGCGUCCCAACCUCUACCUCAAGCCUCUUGUGAUGUCACCAAGCAAGUACAGUCCCUGGGCCCGAGUCCCCAGUCCCCGGGAGACAGGCGGCUUUCUUCGGACGUUCUGGCGCAAAAUUCCCCUCAACCGGACUGUGCUCCACAUACACAUCAGCCUGGAUGGCAUUGCUGUAUGGCUUCUUUGCGCACCACUUCUUUCUCACAAUCCCUCGUCCAACAACAACCAGAACAUUUGUCACUACAACAGUCUCAAGACCAGCAAUGCCUACAACCAAUUGUCUCACCAGAGUCGACAGAAAGCCUGCUUUCGGCCGAGGCGACGGAUGAUCCCGCCAUCCAGUUGCCAGUGUCUCCAUUCUCCAGCAUCCUGGCCACAUGGCAAGCCUACUCUGAGAAGGGGGUUGCCACAAAACGUGGCAAUUGCCCUGCAUCGAAUUUCCGAAAGCCCGUUUAUACCCACUCGCAACCAUCGGAGAAAAGCGAUUCUGUCGGUCGACCAAAAGCGGAAGCUACUGCACUAUUUUCGAGUGUAAAGCUACCCUCCAAUGAAGAUGGGCCCGGGCAACGGGAACAUGGAGAGACAUGGGAAGAGAUGGAGGGGCGGACAAGGAAAUAUAGCCACGACGGAACAGAGAAUGUUGAAACAUUGGCCUCUUCUACCUCUCAGCCCACGCCUAGACACUGUUGCCCAUCGCCAGCACGGCUUCACUCUUAUGCCUCGUAUGAUGAUCCGGAGGUCGCUGAUACCUCGCCCGGAUCUGCUUUCCGGAUGAGAAGGUCAAGGAGCCUUGCAACCGAAGAUGUCCGAGAUGGUGACUAUGGUUGUCAAGAUGACGAUCUAAGGCCCAUUGAAGACCAGACAGCCAAUAGGAUCUCAUCAACUCGUCGUCCAGAGGGUCUUCCGCCACAAGCCUCAUGCUGCGACCUUUCGACAAACCGCAUGAAUUCCAUGUCCUACCGUGACAGUCUCAUCUCCUCCUUUGAGGUCCCGGCCACCCAUUCAAAAGCAUCUGCCUCCUCUUCAUCCUCAUGCUCCUCCUCCUCCUGCUCCUCUCUGUACGGGUCUUUGCCUUCAGGUCAGUCUGAACACGAGCAUUCUCGUUUACACCCUCGCCUCCACUUCAUUAGCACAUCCUCGGCUGCCUACAAAGUGGCCAAUCGAGUGCCUGCCUGCAGUGGACGGACCGACGGAGCAUGUGGCCACACCAACAGGGCCGGCAGCAUGAGUGCAAACCGUCGUCCAACCGAGACGCAACGCAGGUCGUCGUACCGCCAUGCGCAUAACCUGCCCGCAAUUGGCUGCUCCACUCGGGGCUCUUGGCAGACGGCCGCAAACACUCGGUCCGCUUCGAUGCCUGGCGCCUACACGAACGGGCCGCUUCUUCGAAAAAGAACCCGCCAAAUGCCUUCCAGUAGAGCUGGUACCACGUCCGGCCGAGCUCUGGCAGGUUCGUCCAAGCAGACUCCGACACAAAAACAGCCAGAUGGUGCGACGACAGGCAGAAAGCGAUGCCCGAGCGGGACGAUGAGUCCCCGGGUCCUUAUGGACACCUGCAUUGAGGAAGAAACGACAGCGCCGGAGGUGGUGUCGCGAGAGGCACUGGGCGAGGCUGUAACUCGUUCCCCUCGAAUGUUACGCUACUCUGACCAAAACCAUACAGCAUCAAUAGCGCCGUCGAGGUUCAUUUGUGGGCAGGCCAGAAAAGGCACUGUCACUCCAAAUCGACUUGACUGGAGCCCGAAGGAAGUCUCCAAAGUAAGCACCAAAUCAGCAUCACCCCAUUGUUAA